Messenger RNA from Scaptodrosophila lebanonensis, 1090 nucleotides. RefSeq lists its product as uncharacterized. NCBI's taxonomy places the organism in Eukaryota, Metazoa, Arthropoda, Insecta, Diptera, Drosophilidae. The transcript has 3 exons. The record is from RefSeq and is a predicted model, not a curated record. The coding region runs from base 1 to 1002 and encodes 333 amino acids.
AUGAACGGCCAUAUUGCUAGCGCUCUUGUCAUCGUCGCCGCCCUAGGCGUGGUCGGCACGUAUGCCGCCUCUGUGGCGAAGCCCACCUGUGGUGGCACCACCUCGUCGAAGAACAUCAAUCUGGUGCAGCCAACGAAUCCGCCACGUGAGUGCGAGUAUCACAUCAAUGCGUACAGCAAGAACGUGUGCCAGCUGCGCAUUGACUUUGCCAUGACCCUGGCUCAGCCGACGGUGCAGGAAAGGGAGGGCACAGACCAGAGAUACGUCGAGUGCACGCAGGACUUCUUCGAGGUCAAUGGCCUGCGUUUGUGUGGCGUGGAGACAUGGCAGCACAUCUAUGUGCCCUUCAAUGCCACGUCGGGAGUCUCGCGCAUCGAUCUGCUGAUCUCGCUGGCCAACCGUGCUGGUUCUACGGGUCUGCCUACACCUGAGUGGGACAUGACAGUCACACAACUAGAAUGUCCCGCCGGCAGCUCUGUGCGCUCUGUGGCUGAGGAGACCGAGACAGUCGAUGAGGAGCCACUGCAUCCACAGGCGCGUGCCACUAUCACUGAUGGCUUCUUUGUGGCACCACCUGGCUGUCUGCAGUACUUCCCACAAGCCUCAGGCGCUGUCAAAUCCUUCAACUAUAAUGACGGCGCUGGAAUUUACCCCUCAAACCUGAAUUAUGCCAUUUGUUUCCGACGCACUACGGCCACCAACGCUCUCAGAAUUCGCAUGUACUACUUCCACGUAGGCGCUGAAGAAGUUUCUGGUAAUCUUUUGACGGACAACUCUUGCUACCACAGUGGAGCUGCCAGCAAUCCAGGCGAUGAUUUCCUGAUGGUCCCCGAGGCUGUGCUAACUGAGAGCAACGAAGCCGCCACAUAUUUCUGUGGCGCCAUUCAGAAGGAUGCGGUCAUAACCAGUAACAACCCUGGACCGCUGGUGGUGCUUUUCAAGAGUGACGAAAUCUACAAGGCAAAAGAAGCAGGAUUUGCUUUCACCUAUACCGUUGAAUAGAGCUUUUGUGUUGUAAAGCUUAUGAAGCUUGUGAAGCUUACACAGGUUUCUAUGAAAUACAAUAAAUAAACAUAUAUGUACCUAACUA